Messenger RNA from Bacillus rossius redtenbacheri, 5809 nucleotides. RefSeq names its product cytochrome b5 reductase 4. Gene Ontology annotation, biological process: generation of precursor metabolites and energy; superoxide metabolic process. The transcript has 9 exons. Lineage: Eukaryota; Metazoa; Arthropoda; Insecta; Phasmatodea; Bacillidae. Gene Ontology annotation, molecular function: cytochrome-b5 reductase activity, acting on NAD(P)H; heme binding. Gene Ontology annotation, cellular component: endoplasmic reticulum. Bases 111 to 1796 code for a protein of 561 amino acids. The record is from RefSeq and is a predicted model, not a curated record.
AUCAGUUAUUAAUUCCCUAUUGUUAUUUAAAGUUGUAAACAAAUGACGUGUUCAUUCAUUCUAAUUCAAAUAGAAUUAUAUCAGACUAUUGUUAUUUAUUUUUAAUUGAAAUGGAGCCGAGUGAUUUGAAACAGUCUGAGGAUACUCAACGUGACAUUUUUGCCUCUUCAAAAAAUAUUACUGAAACUGUCAGCAGCCUAAAGCUCCAAGGAACCUCAGAGAGUCUCCCAACAAGUUCUUCCUCUGCAACAGGCAAUGUCAGAAACAAAGUGUCGCUGAAGCCAGGCCACUCUUUGAUGGACUGGAUUCGACUGGGCCAGUCGGGAAUCGAUCUGACCGGGGUGAAAGGCGUGUUGCAAGAGGUGACUCCUUCGCAGCUGGCGAGGCACAACAAGAGGAGCGAUGCUUGGCUGGCGAUAAGAGGGCGCGUGUACAACGUGACUCGCUACAUGGACUUCCAUCCCGGCGGGGCCGAGGAACUGAUGAAGGGAGUGGGGCGGGAUGCCACACAGUUGUUCAACCAGGUGCACGCUUGGGUGAACUUUGAGUCGCUGCUGCAGAAGUGCCAGGUCGGCCACCUUCGCAAGAGCGAGAGCAGUCGCCUGCCAGACCUCGGGUUGCUGCUCUUCAAGAGCAAGAAGAACAGCAAGGAGACACUGAACAACAAACCAAACUAUUCCUCAGACAACACCGCAUCGGCAGGUAAUCCUUCAGCGGAGAAGAGCAGUUCCGGGCGUGCUUCGGUGCCACUCGACUGGUUCCAGACGACGGACUCGUUGACGCUGGUGUACUACACCAGGUCGCCGUGUCCCUGGGUCGACGUGCAGUUGAAGGACUCCGCGGACCUGACUGUGUCCGUCGCCGCGGGGGAGGACCGUCUCCUGUCGCGCGUCCGGCUGGAGGGGGAGGUGUCAUGGCCGUGCGGGGUGGUCGCGAACGCCGACACGGGGAAGGUUGACGUGCGACUGCGGAAGAAGUGCGCGAGGCUGUGGCGGGGACUGGGGUCGGUGUGCACGGACGACAGCGCGCCGAGCGCGGCAGGGUUGUUCGCGGCGUGGCGAGUGGUGGAAGUGCUCCCGGUCACGCACGACACCAGACUGAUAGUGCUGCGCCACCCGGACAACGUGCACAGAGUGGUUCCCGUCGGGCAUCACGUACGGGUGCGUUCAAAUAUACAAGGCACGGAGGUGGUGCGCAGCUACACGCCGGUGCCGCCUUGCCUGCCGUGCCGCGCCCCGCCCCCUCCCGCCUGCUGGGCCGACGACUGCCUGUGCCUGAUGGUGAAGGAGUACAGCGGCGGGGCGCUGUCCCCCUGGCUGUGCGGCCGGGCGCCCGGGGACUCCCUGGAGCUGUCGGGCCCCGCGGGCUCCUUCAGCGCGUGCCUGCUGCGCGGCGCCGCGCAGCUGUGCCUGGUCGCCGCCGGCACGGGCGUCACGCCCAUGCUGGGACUCAUCGCCUGGGCCCUCCGCGCCAGGGGGAACAUGUGUCGGAGAAUCAAUCUGAUGUUCUUCAAUCGCACUCAGAAAGACAUCUUGUGGCGAGAUCAGCUUGAUAAACUACAAGAAAUGGAUGAUAGGUUUACAGUUGUGUACAGGCUGUCGGAACCAGACGACAGUUGGUCGGGCCAGAGAGGCCGAGUGGAUAAGGCGUGCCUCGAAAGCUUUGUGCCAAACAUUUCUGCUAACAAGGAACUGUUCGUCUGCAUCUGCGGUCCGGAUGCAUUCACGGAACUUACGGGACGGUUGCUUGAUGAACUUGGGUGUCCGAGAAACCAGUACCACUGCUUUCAUGGCUGAACAUUCCUACAUCGGCAGAAACUGAGUUGUUCAAAUAUGAAGUGUGCAUUAUUACUGCACACGUUUAUGCCAAUGCUAGGGGGGUAGUUUUCCUAAAUUAUUUUGAAUCUUUAAUUUGGCUGUUAAGCUAGUGAUUUAAUUUGACUAUAUGGUGGAUAGUUUAUAAUUUAUAAUGGUUUUAUCACUUCAAUAAGUGUUAUUGUUUUAAAGAACCUUAAAGACUAAUUGAAUCGCUUAUUUAUGAAAAGGUAUAAGUCAAUUCACUAAAAGUUGUGGGAAUAUGCAAAAAACUAUAUCAUAUCUGUUAUAAGUUUCAUACAUCAAAAUUAAUAUUUUUUUACUACUCUGUACCUAAAUGUCACUACAUUGACAAGUGCAUGCUUUGCAAGUGUUUCAUUACCUGCGAGAAAAAAAUUGUUAAAUAUCACAGACUUAGGCCCUUUUAUAACUUAACCUUGCAAGUCAACAAAACUUAUGUAAUAAAAUAUUCCAAUUGAAAUACAAUGAUGUAAUUCAACCUAGAUAUAGUUCAGUAAACGUGUACACCAUAUUAUUGAACACUUUACGCCAUUUUCACUGACCUUAUAAUGCAUAACAUCACAGGCAUACCCUCUUUAAACAACACCACAAAAGUUAUGUACUAAAGCAUCAUUUCACUUUAAACAACAGUGAUGUAAGACUACACAUUGUUUUGAAAACAUGUACAAAAGGUGUUAAUAUAACUUCACACUUUGUAUGUUAUUAUGUAACAAUGCCUGUUACAAUGGCAUGGUAGCUCAGUCUGUUUGCUUGGUAGGCCACUGGAUAAUCUCAUCGUAGAAGUCUCUGUGUUCACCUGGAACAUAACGGAGAACCUUCUUUAAGUCAAUAAUCUUCUUUGCAUUAAUUGGCACAUUUUUCGCAGGAUACGCCUUUUGAACAGGAAUAGUAGGAUUCAAACUUUUGUCGGAUGAUUGACGAAGCACAAAAGUAUGUGACACAAGGCCGCCAAUGAAUUCGGAAGCAACUACAGUACCUUUAUGGCGACUGUUGUACUGGAACUCUACAAACCUUGAUACAGCAAAGUCUUGCUUCUGGCUUCGCGGAACUGCUUUACUCUGGCUUUCCAAUGAUAAGCAUGUCUUUUUGUAAUGGCUGGGCCACCAAUUCUUGAAGUCCAACACGUCAUCAGAUGUUACCAUGUUGACUGUGAAUUUUCCAGGAACUCCUGCAGAUGUAAUAAGUUGGCAGACCUCCAUGGGUACAUAGUAUCUAUCAGUCUUUUUAAGAACACGUUUCACCAGUGCAAAAUCACGAUCGCAAGCAAGAUAUGAAUGACCACGUAUCGGAAACCGAUGGAUAAUAAUGUCAAAUCUGUUGGUGUCAGUAAGUGAUAACAAGAAUCUUACCAUGCAAUUGUUCUUAUUCUGCCCUCCGCAAGCAUCACUGUAAAGGUGCAGUUCUUUAACACAUGGAGGUACGUUGUCACUUAUGUAUUUGUGGAGAAAAGAGCAUGUUUCAUUUGGCCCUUUAUUUGCCUGCCCUUCGUGAUAUAAAAAUAAACUCGCCUCAUCUGUUUUCAGGUUAUGUAUGGCAAAGGGAAACACCGAAAGCUGGCGAUAGUAAAAAAGCUCUUGUACUGGAAUGCAGGGCAGUGAAAUGUUCUGCAUAUAAUCAAACGUUAACCCUAACACACUAUCAUUGUUUUUGCAAAUGUGUUUCGUGUCUUUCAUGCUUGUGUAAAACUUGUUACUCCUUCUUUCAUGAAUGGCCAGCUCGGCCAUGGCAACUCGCUUAGCACAUUCAUUAAGAUUAGGAUUUUUUAUCUUGACCUUCAGUUGUUCACAUUCUCCACAGGUGUCUAUCUGUGGUCUCCCAAAGUGGAGAUUGAAAUUUUCCCUGAAAAUCUUGUAAUAGAAAGAAUACUUAACUUUACAAUCAGGAAAAUUCUCUUUGAACAGUGUAUGCAUCUUCUUUAUAUCCAACUGCGCAUCAAGAUAUUUAUAUUCUUUGGAUGCAUGGUGGCUUAUCUUGACAGGAAAUGAAGAUAUGUGGUCUUUGAUGGCCUGAACAUCACCAACAGGCACCGACUUCCUAUUGUUUUGUUGGCCUCGCAUGUCUUUUGGAGUUUGUCCACAUAGUAACAAUGUUUGCAGUCUCCUUACCCUCUUGGCAGAUACUCCAUAUAACUGAAUGAAUGCUUUCUUGCACACUUUCACUCUUCGUUCUUGAAUAACUACAUGGAAAGUGAAGGAGGAUGACCUUUUUCCAGACUUGUCACCAUUCCUUGGUCGGCGAUGUUUAAUUGGCACAGCGUCAAGCAAACCUUGAAGAUAGAUGUCUUGCUCAUUCUUGCAUGAAAAGGAAUGUAUAGCAUCAAGUAAUUUCCCUCUCUGUGCAAUGUCAAUCUUGUCAUAGCAUUUUCUUGCACAUCUAAAACAAUAAAAAUAAUUUUUUUAUGAGUCGUGCGAGCUAUUUUAAAUAUUUCCAAAUUAUCAAUAAUAGGUAGUUAACUAAUACAUUUCUACAAACUGAAUUAUGUUUACGUGAGUGAAAUCUGAAAGAUGAAUGAAUAUAAAUCUUAAAAGAAAAUAAUAUGAAGAAUUAGGUUACCUGCACGACUCGGUAGUACUUUUAGUUUUCACAACAUUCCCUCUGUAGUUUGCAUACUCCUUUCCUUGCAGACGAGCUCGUUUAAUUCUUUGACAUUUGUAUUCUUCCACAUUUCGCACACCUUUUUUACGUUUCAUGGAAUGGUUACAAUCAUUUUCCACACAAGUCUUAUUAGACUCCAUUUCACUCAUUUUCUACUAGUAAACAAACCAAAAGUAACUGAAAGUACACAACAAAACAAAUGAUAGCAGAAUAUACCAGCAUGCAACACUGCAUGAUACUGCCAAAGAGGUCGGAAGAGUAUACUGCUAUUUGUUUUCUCUUUGUAACUAGCUGCAAUUAUAUGGUUAUGAAAGGACAUAAGUCCACUGAUUAAUAGCUGUAAUCAUUUGGUUAUGAAAGGACAUAAGUCCACUGACUAAUUCCUUUUCAUAACUAAACUAAAUUUUCUGGCGGUCGGUAAACCCACUUCCAUGCAUCAGACUAGUGCCUUUUAGUAACUAAACGAUGCGUAUACACCCACAGAUUGGCAUCCUGUAUGUAACUCAUUUCUUCAAAAAAGUUGACUUAUGCCCUUUCAUAAAUAAGCGAUUCAAUUUAUUCUUAGAUCCUUGCAUGAAUUGAGAGCAUGAACUAGUUUUUCUCUUCUUAAUUUUGAAUUAACCAUUUGUAUGUUACCUUCAUUGCAAAACUCUUUGUUAAGAUAUCAUUAAUAAAUAAAUAAAAGUUCAGUUUUUCCAAAACAUUGAAAAUUUUAGGUUCAUAGGCUUUUGGGAGAGUCAAUUUUUAUUGUUUUAUGAAUGGAUUUGCAAAAAAAGGCUACAUAAAAACAUUAAUUUAAAAACUUACCAACGAUUACAUGUUUUUUGUUCAUGCUAGUAUCAAAAUGUAGAUAGGUCUUGAACUUUCUCACAACCAUUAAAUAGACACUUAAUAAAUUUAUUUUUUGAUUGUUAUAUUAUGAAUUUAUUUAAGUUCAUGAGAACAACUCAUAGUUGUAGAAGCAUAAUAAUUUAGGAUAAAGCCCUCAAAAGCUUUGUUAUUCACGCCAAUAAGAUUUAUGUGCUCGGCCUAUUUCACAGCAAUUUUAUUGUGAAUGUAUCAUGGAAGAGUACAAAAUUUUACUGUCUGUUUCAAGCUUUAAGAAAUUUGAAUUUUUUGUAAGUAUUAUACAACUUAAUUCUGACAAUCUUAAAGGCUUUAUUAAAUAGGGGUUGCCUAUAUCAAGUAUUAUGUGCUUAAAGGAAAUUUGCAUCUUGUAAAGGUUGUACCAAGUACUUCACAAAUACAUUUUGUAUGAAAGUAAAAAUGUGAGUAUUUUGUGUUUGUACUGUUGCAUAGUGUUUUGUUUUUGAAAUGUUUAUUUAAUUUUAAGAUUAAAUUUAUUGUAUCAUUUGUUGAUUAAUACAAACUCUACCUCA